Molecule: messenger RNA, 1536 nt
Organism: Rhopilema esculentum
Lineage: Eukaryota; Metazoa; Cnidaria; Scyphozoa; Rhizostomeae; Rhizostomatidae
Source: RefSeq, a predicted model, not a curated record
AUGUACCAGGUCCAGCCAUCCGACCCACAAAGAUAUGCAUUGCGACUACUUCUACUCCACUGUAGAGGUCCAACAUCCUUUGAAGAUUUGAGAACAAUCGACGGUGAACUCCUAGAAACAUUCAAGGAUGCAGCAAAAGCAUUGGGGAUAUUGCAAGACGAUGCUGAGCACAGGAAUUGCCUACAAGAGGCAGCAAUAAUCAAUAUGCCAUAUCAGAUGAGACAACUCUUUGCAACAUUGAUCUUUUUCCACACUCCAGCUGACAUCAGAGCCUUAUUCGAUGAAUUCAAACAAUCAAUGUCUGAAAAUUACAUCAGACACGACCGCCACCUUCAUAAUGACCCAACAAUCGCUUUCCAGGACAGACACAUGUACCUGUGCCUUUGGGACAUUAACACUUUAUUGAAAGUGCAUGGCAAAUCCAUCGAAGAUCCCGAGUUCUUGGAGUUACCACAACUGCCUGAGAACUUCCAGAAUCGAAACCAAGAUGAGGAAAACAUCGACAUUGUUCAUGAAACUGAAUUAGGACAACAAAUGUUCCAACUCCUCAAUGAUGACCAACGCCACAUUCAUGACACUGUCAUGGAAGCUAUUCAAACACGUUCUGAAAACAACUGCUUCUUUGUUGACGGUCCAGCAGGAACAGGUAAAACUUUUCUCUACAAUACAGUUGUUCAUAACCUCCAGGCAUUAGGAAUUACUGUUAAAUGUGUUGCUUAUUCAGGCAUUGCAAGCACACUGCUCAUCAAUGGAAGCACAGCACAUUCUACAUUCCAGAUUCCCAUCCCUUUAUUGCCUGAUUCUACAUGCAAUAUAAAAAGACAAAGUGUUAAAGCUCAACAGCUUUUACAGACCACCGUUUUUAUCUGGGACGAGGCCUCCAUGAUCCCAGUCAAUGCUUUGAAAGUAGUAAAUAUCCUACUCAGGGACAUUACCCGAAUUGACAGACCAUUCGGGGGUAAAUUCAUGUUUCUUGGUGGUGAUUUUAGACAAGUUCUCCCAGUUGUUCUUAAAGCAGGUAGAGAACGAAUUGUACAGGAAAGUAUGAAGAAUUCACCUCUGUGGCACCAUUUCCGCACGUUUCAACUCAUCACCAACAUGAGAGCCAUCCAAGACGAAACAUACCGAGAGUUUUCAGAUUGGCUCUUAAGAAUUGGAAAUGGACAAGAACCGCAGGAUCAAGACAAUCAAAUCACGUUAUCUGACCAUAUGCUGGUGCAGUCACUCGAUGAGAUUGUUCACUUACUAUAUCCACCACCACCACCCGGACAGCCAGACAUAAUGGCCGAGCCAGAAGCAAUUGCAGAACGCUGCUGCUUGACACCGACCAAUGAGGCAUCUCAUGAUAUCAAUCAACUCAUUUUGGAAAGGCUGCAUGGACCCACUCAAACAUACCUCAGUACCGAUAGGGUAAUUACUGAUGAUCUUGAAGAAGCUGCAGCUUAUCCUAUUGAGUUCCUCAAUAUCCAGAUACCCACCGGUAUGCCACUCCACCAACUAGAGCUCAAGGUAAUAACAUUCCUUUCAUUUUCAUAA